Molecule: messenger RNA, 285 nt
Organism: Nannizzia gypsea CBS 118893
Lineage: Eukaryota; Fungi; Ascomycota; Eurotiomycetes; Onygenales; Arthrodermataceae
Exons: 2
Coding region: 1-285 (94 amino acids)
Source: RefSeq, a predicted model, not a curated record
AUGACAAGGCCAACAACCACUAGUCUACGGAGUACGGAGCACAACAAAAUGACCGGAUGCCAACAUAUAUGGGGGCGGUCUGAAGGAUUGUUGGGCUACAAACGCGCAGAUGCCCGCUUUGCCCAGCACUCAGGUAUCGCGAGGACAGUCACAAGCGGCCAGCAAAGGCACCAGACAGCCUGGGAUAGUCACAGCAGAUGCCAGAAGAGGAAAUCGGCGCGCGAACUCAGAGCGCCUGGGAUGGGAGAUCAGAAAAGGCAAAGCCAUGCUGACGUUGUUGGCUGA